AUGUCUGUCUCUUUUAACGGCUCGCAGGAAGGUUUUUUCUCUUGCAAGAAUGGGGUGCGUCAAGGUGACCCACUUUCGCCUUUGCUGUUUUGCUUGGCAGAGGAUGUCCUUAGCAGAGGGAUAACAAAGCUUGUGGAAAACAGACAGGUGAAGCCUAUUAAAGCUUCACGAAACUCUUAUGUUCCCUCUCAUGUUCUAUACAACGACGACAUUAUGCUCUUUUGCAAUGGGGACAAGGGGUCUAUUGAAGCUCUAACAUCGUUAUUCAGAAGAUAUGCGUGGACGUCUGGACAACAGGUGAGUCCAUCUAAAUCUAUCAUCUAUGCAGGGUCCAUCUCUAGUCAUCGUCACUCUCACAUUGCUGCUAGUCUUGGCUUCAACACGGGUCAGGUUCCUUUCACAUACUUAGGUGCUCCUAUUUUCCGGGGAAGACCUAAACCUAUUCAUUUUCACGACAUUGCGGAUAGAACUCGUAUCAAACUCUUGGCGUGGAAAGCUAGCUUACUUUCGGUAGCGGGAAGAUGGGCAAGGAACUUUAUUUGGAGUGGUAACAUUGACACUCGCAAGCUUGUUACAGUUGCUUGGGAUAAGUGUUGUAGGCCUUUUGAAGAGGGUGGGCUGGGGAUUAGAUCCUUAAUCACUUUAAAUGAGGCUGCUAAUUUGAAACUUUGCUGGGACAUGAAGGCCUCUUUAGAGGAUGUUAAAAAUCAUUCAAGCUGGCUUAUAGGAAAUGGUGGUAAAAUUCACUUCUGGACUGAUAGUUGGAAUGGAUCGGAUGUGGUUACUUCCUUAUUCUCUAAUGCCGGUACUCAGCCCCACCUCAAAGACAAAGCAGCGACUUACAUACAGAAUCGACAGUGGAGCCUCCCUAGGGAUAUCCAGGUCAUGUUUCCUAUGCUUGUUAAUCUCCUCUCUAAUAUCCAUCUGUCCGUUGUUGAAAAAGAGGAUUUUUUAGUCUGGACUCCGGCUACUGAUGGAAUUCUUACUUUGAAAUACAUUCGAGUUCCACUCUCGAAACUACAGCGCUAUGGAUUGGGGAAAGAUCAUUUGGAGUGCAAAUAUUCCAGCCUCGUAUUCUUUGCUCUUCUGGAGGCUGCUCCACAAUAA
Molecule: messenger RNA, 1107 nt
Organism: Vicia villosa (hairy vetch)
Lineage: Eukaryota; Viridiplantae; Streptophyta; Magnoliopsida; Fabales; Fabaceae
Exons: 3
Coding region: 1-1107 (368 amino acids)
Source: RefSeq, a predicted model, not a curated record